CCCCUCGCUUUCUCGAGAGAAAAAGGAGCAGAAGGAUGUCGGGGCGCGGGAAGGGAGGGAAGGGGCUGGGGAAGGGCGGGGCGAAGCGCCACCGCAAGGUCCUCCGGGACAACAUCCAGGGCAUCACGAAGCCGGCCAUCCGCCGCCUCGCCCGCCGCGGCGGCGUCAAGCGCAUCAGCGGCCUCAUCUACGAGGAGACCCGGGGGGUCCUCAAGAUCUUCCUCGAGAACGUCAUCCGCGACGCCGUCACCUACACUGAGCACGCCCGCCGCAAGACCGUCACCGCCAUGGACGUCGUCUACGCCCUCAAGAGGCAGGGCAGGACCCUGUACGGCUUCGGCGGCUGAUCCCCGAUCUGCUUUAGCUAGGGUUCCGGCUACACGAGAAGCGUGGGGGGUUUUUUUGUAUAUGGAAGCGUAGGGGUUUCUGCCUUGGUUGUGUUUUAGUUGGUUUUUAGCUUGGUGGGUCUCUCUUGUGAAGCGAGAUUGGGCGAGAAACAAGUGGAUUUGGUGCUCCUUUCUCUCGUGUAGAUCGUGUUUCUUUCGAUUUUCAGUGGAAUUUAAUGAAAUUAGUUUCCCAA
Syzygium oleosum is the source of this 580-nucleotide messenger RNA. Its product is annotated as histone H4. Lineage: Eukaryota; Viridiplantae; Streptophyta; Magnoliopsida; Myrtales; Myrtaceae. The transcript has a single exon. Gene Ontology annotation, molecular function: structural constituent of chromatin; protein heterodimerization activity; DNA binding. Gene Ontology annotation, biological process: nucleosome assembly. The coding region runs from base 36 to 347 and encodes 103 amino acids. The record is from RefSeq and is a predicted model, not a curated record. Gene Ontology annotation, cellular component: nucleosome.